Caenorhabditis briggsae is the source of this 1485-nucleotide messenger RNA. RefSeq names its product Protein CBR-ARI-1 (gene Cbr-ari-1). Gene Ontology annotation, cellular component: nucleus; ubiquitin ligase complex; cytoplasm. The transcript has 8 exons. Gene Ontology annotation, biological process: positive regulation of proteasomal ubiquitin-dependent protein catabolic process; protein polyubiquitination; ubiquitin-dependent protein catabolic process. Gene Ontology annotation, molecular function: zinc ion binding; ubiquitin protein ligase activity; ubiquitin conjugating enzyme binding. Lineage: Eukaryota; Metazoa; Nematoda; Chromadorea; Rhabditida; Rhabditidae. The record is from RefSeq and is a predicted model, not a curated record. The coding region runs from base 1 to 1485 and encodes 494 amino acids.
AUGAGCUCCGAGGAUGAGAUACAAAUGGAUGAUAGUGACUCGGAUCAGGGUGAUUUAGACGAUGAGUGUCUCUCCGAUGACGACGGGAUAGCUCUGGAAAGUCACGAUCAGAACAAUUCAGAGUAUAGAGAAAAUGCGGUGCCUGAUAAUGAGGUUCUAAACCACGAUUCCCUGGAAAUCGAGAUGAAGAAGACGAUAGCCGAUGUGCAGGCGGUACUGCAGACGAAAGGCGGGAUGUGUCGAAUCCUUCUUCACAAAUACAAAUGGAAUAAAGAGUCACUUUUAGAGAGAUUCUACGAGAAUCCCGAUACGACUACGUUUUUGAUCGAUGCUCAAGUGAUUCCACGUCACACAGAAUCCGUGCCAGCCGGAGACUCAGAAUGCGAUAUUUGUUGUAUCGUAGGACCGUUGUCAGGGUUGGCGUGCAAUCAUCGAGCAUGUACGGCGUGUUGGAAGUCGUAUUUGACGAAUAAGAUUGUGGAUGCGGGACAAAGUGAAAUCGAGUGCAUGGCUGCCAAUUGCAAAUUGUUGAUUGAGGAUGAGAAGGUAAUGACCUACAUAACCGACCCCAACGUCAUCGCCUCCUACCGUCGGCUAAUAGUUGCGAGCUACGUGGAAACGAACCGACUUCUGAAAUGGUGUCCCGGUGUUGAUUGUGGAAAAGCUGUCAAGGUCAGUCAUUGUGAACCACGUCUCGUCGUGUGCUCAUGCGGCUCUCGAUUCUGUUUCUCAUGUAGUAACGAUUGGCAUGAGCCAGUGAAUUGCCGACUUUUGAAGUUAUGGAUGAAGAAAUGUAGUGACGAUUCGGAAACCUCGAAUUGGAUCAAUGCCAACACCAAAGAGUGUCCGAAAUGUAUGAUUACAAUUGAGAAAGACGGUGGAUGCAAUCAUAUGACAUGCAAAAACACCGCCUGUCGGUUUGAAUUCUGUUGGAUGUGCCUUGGACCGUGGGAACCGCACGGUUCUUCGUGGUAUAAUUGUAAUAGAUUCGACGAUUCGGUGGCAAAAACCGCCCGUGACGCUCAAGAGGUCUCUCGUGCCAACCUUCAGCGAUACCUGUUCUACUAUAAUCGUUAUAUGGGUCAUCAGCAGAGUUUGAGACUCGAAGGAAAGCUCUACGCGACAGUGAAAUCCAAAAUGGAACAGAUGCAAACACUAUCAAUGUCGUGGAUCGAGGUUCAAUUCCUUCGAAAAGCAGUCGACGUGCUGUCCGAAUGCCGCCGUACCCUUAUGUUCACUUAUGCAUUCGCUUUUUAUCUCCAACGAGAUAACAACUCUAUCAUCUUUGAAACAAAUCAAAAAGAUCUCGAAAUGGAAACAGAACAGCUGUCCGGGUUUUUGGAGCGAGAUUUGGACAGUGAGAAUCUUGUCACAUUGAAACAAAAGGUCCAAGAUAAAUAUCGCUACGUGGAACACCGCCGUAAAAUCCUCCUCGAUCAUUGUGCAGAAGGAGCUGAACAAGAUAUUUGGAUGUUCAACGAGUAG